AUGAAGUCAUUUGCCGUGCUAGCUGCUCUUGCGACCGUUGUCUCUGCUGCUCCAGCUCGCGAUCGAGCUGCACGCUCCCCUUCGCUAUUGGUCUACAGCGGCCCCGACGUGGUGUAUGCUCGAAAUAAUGACGGAAAGUUUACUCCUCCUAAGGGAGGCGUCAAUCCGCCCAAGCCUGUUUACACUGUCAAGAGUGCAUUCGAUUACGAGUCCAUUAACCUGGCGCUGAACCAAGAGUGGAUCGAGCUCGACCUGUUCCGCUACGGCCUAGAGAGAUUUUCGACGCAAGAAUUUGACGACGCGGGAUUGAACGCAGACGAUCGAUUCCUUAUUGAAUUCAUGGCAGAGCAAGAGAUUGGACACGCCCGUGCUUUGGGUAAUCUGUUGGGCGGACCCGAAGCAGCUUCUAAACCUUGCAAAUACACUUACCCAUUCCAGAGUGUUCGCGAGUUCGUCGACUUUUGCCAAAAGCUUACGCGAUGGGGUGAAUCCGGAGUCUACGGCUUCCUCCCACACCUCGAUUCUCGUCCCAGCGCUCAAAUUCUUCUUCAAUCUAUCACCACGGAGGCUCGUCAACAAAUGAUCUUCCGCCAAUUCGAAGGUCUGUUCCCCAUGCCUGUGUGGUUCGAAACUGGAAUCACCCAAUCGAUGGCAUGGACGCUUCUUGCGCCUUACCUCGAGGAGUGUCCAAAGGAGAACCAUCGUAUUCAAUGGAGGAACUUCCCAGGACUCAAUAUCACCAACAACCCGAGCGGAAUCGACCCUAACUACGGGCCUGCCAUCACACACAAUCGGACAGCUCUAUCCGAGCCAGGACGUGAAGUCCAAUUCACAUGGGAGGACCCAGGCAAGAAAGUCGGGCCGAAGAACUUUGACUAUGUUACUGCUACAACUGUACCUGGUAAAGCCAAGUAUGCGGCGUGGAUCUCGCAAUAUAACGUUACAUACACCCCGCUCGAGAACCUCAGCGGAAAUUCUGGUUCUACCAAGCAGCCUGACACGUUGGUCUACCCGGAUCUUGGUGAUCCUCAAGUCAAUUGUACGACAUUCAUUGCGCUUGUCGAUAAAGAUGUGUACGUCACACCCGCGAACUUGUCCUUGAUCGACAACCAUAUUGUCGCCGGACCAGCUAUUUACCAGUCGGGUUAA
Rhizoctonia solani is the source of this 1149-nucleotide messenger RNA. RefSeq names its product stress response protein Rds1. The record is from RefSeq and is a predicted model, not a curated record. Lineage: Eukaryota; Fungi; Basidiomycota; Agaricomycetes; Cantharellales; Ceratobasidiaceae. The transcript has 8 exons. Bases 1 to 1149 code for a protein of 382 amino acids.